Molecule: messenger RNA, 396 nt
Organism: Trypanosoma cruzi
Lineage: Eukaryota; Euglenozoa; Kinetoplastea; Trypanosomatida; Trypanosomatidae
Exons: 1
Coding region: 1-396 (131 amino acids)
Source: RefSeq, a predicted model, not a curated record
AUGACGGAGGAAGCGCUGGCGCAGCAGGUGAUGCAGGAGUUCAUGGCAACGCGUCACGCCGGGUCCUCGGUGGAGCUGCUCCGCUCCGUGUUCUCCGCGCGCCUGCAGCAGACGAUUGCGCAGCGCUACCCACUCGCGUACAAUCGUCUUUUAUUGGCGUGGCAUUGGCGCGGCAAGUGGCAUUGCCUUGCGGAUGAAAUUGUGGGACUGCGCUGCUUCCUCGACACCCUGAGGGACUACGCUGAGACUAGAGAUCUGGAGGUUCACAUCGCGUUCAGCGAGUUGCGGUGCUGUCUGCAGGGAGAAUCACUGCGCGGUGCGGCUGACGGACGGCAGCGUUGGCGCGCUACUGCGGGAGCAUCUUCUCCGGGAGGGUGCCUUGGAUUGCUGGUGUGA